CACUUGCACGCCCCCACCUCCUUCUUCUCGCCGUCGCCCGCUUCGCUCCCUCUCCCAGACUUUUCUUCCGAACAAUCAGGGACUUGUGCUGGCGGCCGAAGGAGCCACGGAGCUGGCUGGCCGCGGAGGAGGCGACGUCAUGGAUUCCUGAGUGUGAAGUUUGCAGGAAAGCCCUUAGUUUUGGAGAUGGACGGGAUCCAGUGGUUUCCAUGGCGCUGGAUAAACAGGAGGAAACAGUGAGGGAAUCCCGUUAUUUUACUGCAUUGAAAGCCUAUAAACACGGAGCGCGGGGAAGGAAGUCGCGUUGCCUCUGGAGUAAGCGGGAUCGCGGAGCCGCGCCGACUCCGCCGAGCCGGGAGCCGGGAGGCGCGCAGCUCCCGGGUCGCUCCGAGGCUCCUCGGCCAGGGCAGCCCCGCGGGCACGCGGUAGAGAAGACGGCGUCCCCUCGGCUGCUGGUCGAUACAAACAGAUCCCCCUUUCCAAACACGCGCCAAGCCCCCGUGCCCUCCAGAUGCAGAGAGAGGCUGCGUUCAGACUGGGGCACUGCCAUCCCCUCCGCAUCAUGGGGUCUGUGGACCAAGAAGAGCCGAAUGCACAUAAGGUCGCCAGCCCACCCUCCGGACCCGCAUACCCCGAUGAUGUCCUGGACUAUGGCCUCAAGCCAUACAGCCCCCUUGCUAGUCUCUCUGGCGAGCCCCCCGGCCGAUUCGGAGAGCCGGAUAGGGUAGGGCCGCAGAACUUUCUGAGCGCGGCCAAGCCAGCAGGGGCCUCGGGCCUGAGCCCUCGGAUCGAGAUCACUCCGUCCCACGAACUGAUCCAGGCAGUGGGGCCCCUCCGCAUGAGAGACGCGGGCCUCCUGGUGGAGCAGCCGCCCCUGGCCGGGGUGGCCGCCAGCCCGAGGUUCACCCUGCCCGUGCCCGGCUUCGAGGGCUACCGCGAGCCGCUUUGCUUGAGCCCCGCUAGCAGCGGCUCCUCUGCCAGCUUCAUUUCCGACACCUUCUCCCCCUACACCUCGCCCUGCGUCUCGCCCAAUAACGGCGGGCCCGACGACCUGUGUCCGCAGUUUCAAAACAUCCCUGCUCAUUAUUCCCCCAGAACCUCGCCAAUAAUGUCACCUCGAACCAGCCUCGCCGAGGACAGCUGCCUGGGCCGCCACUCGCCCGUGCCCCGUCCGGCCUCCCGCUCCUCGUCGCCUGGUGCCAAGCGGAGGCAUUCGUGCGCCGAGGCCUUGGUUGCCCUGCCGCCCGGAGCCUCACCCCAGCGCUCCCGGAGCCCCUCGCCGCAGCCCUCAUCUCACGUGGCACCCCAGGACCACGGCGCCCCGGCUGGGUACCCCCCUGUGGCUGGCUCUGCCGUGAUCAUGGAUGCCCUGAACAGCCUCGCCACGGACUCGCCUUGUGGGAUCCCCCCCAAGAUGUGGAAGACCAGCCCUGACCCCUCGCCGGUGUCUGCCGCCCCAUCCAAGGCCGGCCUGCCUCGCCACAUCUACCCGGCCGUGGAGUUCCUGGGACCCUGUGAGCAGGGGGAGAGGAGAAACUCGGCUCCCGAAUCCAUCCUGCUGGUUCCGCCCACUUGGCCCAAGCCUCUGGUGCCUGCCAUUCCCAUCUGCAGCAUCCCAGUGACUGCAUCCCUCCCUCCACUUGAGUGGCCGCUGUCCAGUCAGUCAGGCUCUUAUGAGCUGCGGAUCGAGGUGCAGCCCAAGCCACAUCACCGGGCCCACUAUGAGACAGAAGGCAGCCGAGGGGCUGUCAAAGCUCCAACUGGAGGCCACCCUGUGGUUCAGCUCCAUGGCUACAUGGAAAACAAGCCUCUGGGACUUCAGAUCUUCAUUGGGACAGCUGAUGAGAGGAUCCUUAAGCCACACGCCUUCUACCAGGUGCACCGAAUCACAGGGAAAACUGUCACCACCACCAGCUAUGAGAAGAUAGUGGGCAACACCAAAGUCCUGGAGAUCCCCUUGGAGCCCAAAAACAACAUGAGGGCAACCAUCGACUGUGCGGGGAUCUUGAAGCUUAGAAAUGCCGACAUUGAGCUGCGGAAAGGCGAGACGGACAUUGGAAGAAAGAACACGCGGGUGAGGCUGGUUUUCCGAGUUCACAUCCCAGAGUCCAGUGGCAGAAUCGUCUCUUUACAGACUGCAUCUAACCCCAUCGAGUGCUCCCAGCGAUCUGCUCACGAGUUGCCCAUGGUUGAAAGACAAGACACGGACAGCUGCCUGGUCUAUGGCGGCCAGCAAAUGAUCCUCACGGGGCAGAACUUUACGGCCGAGUCCAAAGUUGUGUUUACUGAGAAGACCACAGAUGGGCAGCAAAUUUGGGAGAUGGAAGCCACGGUGGAUAAGGACAAGAGCCAGCCCAACAUGCUUUUUGUUGAGAUCCCUGAAUAUCGGAACAAGCACAUCCGCACACCUGUAAAAGUGAACUUCUACGUCAUCAAUGGGAAGAGAAAACGAAGUCAGCCUCAGCACUUUACCUACCACCCAGUCCCAGCCAUCAAGACGGAGCCCACGGAUGAAUAUGACCCCACUCUGAUCUGCAGCCCCACCCACGGAGGCCUGGGGAGCCAGCCUUACUACCCCCAGCACCCGAUGGUGGCCGAGUCCCCCUCCUGCCUCGUGGCCACCAUGGCUCCCUGCCAGCAGUUCCGCACGGGGCUCUCAUCCCCUGACGCCCGCUACCAGCAACAGAACCCAGCGGCCGUACUCUACCAGCGGAGCAAGAGCCUGAGCCCCAGCCUGCUGGGCUAUCAGCAGCCGGCCCUCAUGGCCGCCCCGCUGUCCCUUGCGGACGCUCACCGCUCUGUGCUGGUGCACGCUGGCUCCCAGGGCCAGAGCUCAGCCCUGCUCCACCCCUCUCCAACCAACCAGCAGGCCUCGCCUGUGAUCCACUACUCACCCACCAACCAGCAGCUGCGCUGCGGAAGCCACCAGGAGUUCCAGCACAUCAUGUACUGCGAGAAUUUCGCACCAGGCACCACCAGGCCUGGCCCGCCCCCGGUCAGUCAAGGUCAGAGGCUGAGCCCGGGUUCCUACCCCACAGUCAUUCAGCAGCAGAAUGCCACGAGCCAAAGAGCCGCCAAAAACGGACCCCCGGUCAGUGACCAAAAGGAAGUAUUACCUGCGGGGGUGACCAUUAAACAGGAGCAGAACUUGGACCAGACCUACUUGGAUGAUGUUAAUGAAAUUAUCAGGAAGGAGUUUUCAGGACCUCCUGCCAGAAAUCAGACGUAAAAGAAGCCAUUAUAGCAAGACACCUUCUGUAUCUGACCCCUCGGAGCCCUCCACAGCCCCUCACCUUCUGUCUCCUUUCAUGUUCAUCUCCCAGCCCGGAGUCCACACGCGGAUCAAUGCAUGGGCACUAAGCAGACUCUCACUUAAGGAGCUCGCCACCUCCCUCUAAACACCAGAGAGAACUCUUCUUUUCGGUUUAUGUUUUAAAUCCCAGAGAGCAUCCUGGUUGAUCUUAAUGGUGUUCCAUCCAAAUAUUAAGCGCCUGCUGACCAAAAGCACAUUCUGCACGAGACAGGACACUGGAACUCGCCUGAGAACAGAGUGACUGGAGCUUGGGGGGAUGGGUGGGGGACAGAAGAUGUGGGCGCUGUGAUUAAACCCCAGCCCUUGCGUUCGUUUUUCCAGGUCGCAGAUACAGCUCCUGUACCUUUUGAAGGAAAGGAGUUCUCAGAGCAACCAAAGGAACGUGACCCAAGCGCCCAGCUUACAGGCUGAAGAAACCCAAAACCCUCGAUAGAGACAGAAACUGAACUGUCAGUCCUUAGAGCUCGCCCAGUCCAUGCCACAACUGGGCCACAGCUAAAGCUUUAUUUUUGAAUUCUCAUUCCAAAACCAAACUGUCUUGCCCAGACAAGAUCACCUGUUAAGACUUCUUGGCGUUAAGUUAUGACAUGUAUACGCGUUUGUUAUUAUUUUUUUUCUGCUUUAAAAGGCUGGCCAGGGCACCUAGCACUGGAGCUGUCUUGGCGAGCUGUUCUUUAACCCCUGCAGCACGCAGUCCUGCUAACACAAUUUCCAUAGACUUGGGGGGCUGACCCAGGCUGCAGAGAGCAAGCACCUGUCUGCUGCAGCUGUACAACCUGGAUGCUUUGCAAGGUUCCGGCUUGCUUUCUUCCUAGCAGCCAGAGUGCUUUUCCGUAACGCAGUGAAGAAUCUCAAGCAUGUGCAUUUAAUUGAGGAAUAGCAGAAGGGCUAAAGCAACCAAGAAAAGAAGUGCGGGUAUUUUUGUUAAGGAAAACAACCCAAGUGCUUCUGGAGGUGGGUUUCUACCAAGAUAGAGGAAAAGGGCUGAAUUCCCUCUAACCUAAAUUCAAAGUGGGACAGUCAAGCUCAGGAUGUGCUUCCCAGCUUCACUGGUUAAUUUGACCUGAACCUAUUUAAAGAUCUCUUCUGCCCCUGAAGACCUAUCCGCACUAGAAUUCUAACAUGAAGAAAUCUACUCGAAUGCAUCCUUUACUUUGAAUGAGCUCUGUUCAGACCAGUUGCAUGUUAUAUGUGAUUUCCUUCCUCCCAACUGUUUCCACUGAGCGCACCCACAGUCUCCCCUAGUCUUCCUCUGUGGGUGUGAUUUUUGUGAUUUUUACAAACAAAACCCUUGAAGUUCUUGGCAGAUGUGUUUCUGUUUGUUUGCAUGUACUGCAGAUACCCCAGGACAAGCGGGGGAUUCAUUUUUCAGCCAUUCAGUUGUUUCCUCAAUAAUCCGCAACAAAGUGAAAAUAUUCUUAGCACUCAGACUGUACUUAGAGUGUUUCCUCAGUCCAGUCUGUACAGUCUGUAGGCAGAAGGCCUCAGAAGAAAGUCAUGGCCACUCAGUACCCACUGUGGGCUUUGUAAGUCCUGGCUGUCCCGUCAAGGUUACCCAGAGGUAAAAGCUGCCUGGGAGUGGGGCCAGGUGUGUUUGGCACUCCAGAUAGAAGACAAAAUGCUCAAAUUCGGGCCUGUGCACUUGUAUGCAACCUGUCGGUCAAUACCUAGCAUUUAUUUUUCCCUAACAAUGAACGACCUUUCCCUCACCCACCCUGAGCUCAAAGAGUUUAGCAAAAUUCUCUUUUAAAUAAACAGAAUGCCAGUAAGAGGUUGACCCCUACCAUAGAACUUCUGGGAUGCUAAAUACUUCCUCACGAACAAAAUAAGUUCCUUAUACUAGCAACUUCCUCACAAACAAAAUAAGUUCCUUAUACUAGCAGCUUCACCUAAAGAAUUUUCUCUCCAGCAAUAUUGACUUCACUGGGGAAAAGCCAGGAGUGUGUGGUGAGUGAUUUGUUCUCACUUGACCUGGCUAGGACUGGCUAGGAGCCAUUUUUUGUACAUGAGGGAAUUUGGGCUUUCCUCAGUUAUCUGAAUGUUUUACCCAAGUGCCUUCCUGCUAUUGUAGCAAAGUAGCUCAGCUUCCUUGUCCACAGGGUGAAAAAGGACUAAUGCAUUUUCCAUCAGUUUUCUAACUAUGUUAGCAAAAAGGGCCUCCUGGUAGCUCAACCUCCUGUACGCAUGUGUGUGUGUAAUACACACACAAACCCCUCUGUUUUUCUAAGACAUCUUAGCUGGAUAUUAUAGGAAGCACUUUCAUAAACAACUGUAACAAAUCGCAAAGGAAAGAGAAACAAAAGCAUUAGAUUUGAGACAUAAACAGGCAAGAGAAAGUGUAUUAGGAACUGACAGCUAUCAAGGAAGUUUUGUCAGUUACAAAUGCUAGGAGGAAAUUUUGCCAGGAAGGAUGGCUCAUGAAAUAUUUCCAGUAUGGGAAGAGGCAAUAAGAUCCUCUAAGAGAAUGAGAAAGUAGGGGUAUCUAAAUGGUAAAGAUGGGUGUGUUGCACGUGUGUUAGAAGGAUCUCAGUUAAGUGAAGGUUUGCACUGCUACAUCUAAGUUAAUGUAAAUAUGUAGCACUCUGACAGGUCUACCAUGUUGCUGAAUGUAGUAUAUUUCCAAAGUUUGCAAGUCUUCCUGUAUUGUACAAAAAUGCUGCUGCUUGAUAAUAUGUAUAGCAAUCCAGAUUAGUAUGUUAUUAAAUUUUAUUUUCUUACCUGUA
Molecule: messenger RNA, 6036 nt
Organism: Pongo pygmaeus (Bornean orangutan)
Lineage: Eukaryota; Metazoa; Chordata; Mammalia; Primates; Hominidae
Gene: NFATC2
Product: nuclear factor of activated T cells 2
Exons: 10
Coding region: 512-3229 (905 amino acids)
Biological process (GO): regulation of transcription by RNA polymerase II; calcineurin-NFAT signaling cascade; cytokine production
Cellular component (GO): transcription regulator complex
Molecular function (GO): transcription factor binding; RNA polymerase II cis-regulatory region sequence-specific DNA binding; DNA-binding transcription factor activity, RNA polymerase II-specific
Source: RefSeq, a predicted model, not a curated record